UUUCUAUAUAUUUAGUAGAAUUGUUUGAUUUUUUUAAAGUUGAAAAAUAAAAUUGUUAUAUUAUUUGAAAAUAAUUAAAAGUAAUAAUAAUAAUAAUAAAUUUGUUUAAUUUUGUGUAAGUCAUGGAGUCAAGUGAUCCGAUUUUAAUUGGCAAAGUUAGGGAUCUAAUUGGUGCUGACAUUAGACAGCAUCUGGAUCUGUAUGACUCGGAUGACUCGUGUCGUGUACUGAACAAUGAUUGGCAAAUACAGCGAUUUUUGUUGGCCAACAAACUGGAUGUCGAUGCCUCGUAUAUUAUGCUUAGGGAUGCACUCCGUUGGCGACACUCGUAUGGUGUUAACAAACGAACCGACGGAGACUAUCCACAAGAGUUCUACAAAACGGGUAUUUAUUUUCCGUACGGUUUGGAUAAAGAGCAGCGAACUGUCAUUUAUUUAAGGAUAAAAAUGUACAAAAGUUUUCCCAAUGUUUCCGAUUUUUUCAAACAAUUUAUUAUUCAUAUGAUCAACAAAGUCGAUAUCGAAAGCGAUCAAAAAGGUUGGUCAAUGGUAUGGGAUUUAUCUGGUGCCGGUCCAUCAAAUUGGGAUCUAUCGAUGGUUAAAUUUAUUAUAUCUAGUUUUAAAUUAUACUUUCCCCGAGGACUUCAGUAUCUAAUUGUUUACGGCGUUCCCUGGAUUAUGAAUCCGUUUGUUAGUAUUGCCCUCAGAUUGAUGUCAGAAGAAACUCGUAAUAAAGUAAAGUUUGCCUCAAAAGACCAAAUCUUUGAGUACAUCGACAGGGAUCAGGUGCCAGACUUUUUGGACGGCAAGUGUGACCUACCCUAUAGGGAUGUGCCUAAAGAAGCUGAUAGAGAAUUCAGAGAUAUGGCACCAGCGCUGGGCUAUAGUGUCCAAGAGGUGGACCAAGUUUACAAACAUUAUGACAAAUAUUUAAAUUAGUAAUUUUAUUUUUUUAAUACUUAUUUUUUUAUUAUAAUUUAUUU
This is a messenger RNA of Oppia nitens, 982 nucleotides long. RefSeq names its product motile sperm domain-containing protein 2-like. Bases 123 to 938 code for a protein of 271 amino acids. The record is from RefSeq and is a predicted model, not a curated record. The transcript is spliced from 2 exons. NCBI's taxonomy places the organism in Eukaryota, Metazoa, Arthropoda, Arachnida, Sarcoptiformes, Oppiidae.